AUGCCCGAAUCGAAAGAUCCAGCGAGCAUUCGACAAGCCCUAGAGCGCGCUCGGAAUUGUGAAGAUGGCUCGGUGGACGCGCAGACAACAGCUCUCUUGGAAGCAGCCAUCACGGAACUAUGGAAUCGAAUCCAGGCCGAGCCUGAUACCUACGUGCUAAGUCGGGACGAGUUCGCCCUCUUCAACUACUUCCUCGAACGCUACCGCGGUACGCCCGUGGCUCAACGGGCCGUGGCCCGGUUUUGGAACAACUACCAUGGUUCAUCGAACUCCGAUGCCGCGGGCAAGAAAUAA
Messenger RNA from Penicillium argentinense, 294 nucleotides. RefSeq lists its product as uncharacterized. The record is from RefSeq and is a predicted model, not a curated record. The transcript has a single exon. Lineage: Eukaryota; Fungi; Ascomycota; Eurotiomycetes; Eurotiales; Aspergillaceae. The coding region runs from base 1 to 294 and encodes 97 amino acids.